AUGUUGAGGGGUGUGCUUAACCGUGAUGAGUUCGCCAAUAUUUUGACGCUGGAUGAUGACAGUAGCUUCAUGGCUGAGCUGGUGCCAAUCUUCACCACAGACAUGGAGGCAUUUUUCACAAGAGCUGCAGCUUGGGUAGAACAGCUGCCAGAGAUACCGGAGCACGAACGCAACAGCGGGCUUCCAAGCGAAAUUAGGAGGGUUUACGACAACUUCAACGUGAGACUAGCGGCCUGUACAUCAGCGUACACUAUGGGCGCCUUGCGGCUGAAGGAUGCUCUGUGGGAGCUUCGAAACCGGAAGCAUGCUUAUGAUGCGCAAGGAUGCAAGGAAGCACUUCGUGUUGCCGAGUUGGCCUAUCCAGAAUUUAAAGGAGUUUUGGAAGACUUUCUCGAGGUGCUUACAUUGCCUACCGCAUGGCAGACGGACGAUCUUUGUCCAGCUAAUGACUCUAUUUGUGCGAGGUCGCCUGUAUGCAAGCUCCGCCGGCCAAUCAGCCUUCCACGGGUCCUGAACCUCAGAGAGACUCACGCAAUAAGGGUAGAACCAAUAUCGUAAAAUGGCCGCAUAAAAUGUCAACCGCCAACAAUGAAACCUGAGCAAAAACUGUUGACUUUACAUCACUCUCCGCUUCUGAGUACGAGAGCGUUGUGGCAACAUGCUGUAGAGAUCGACGUUUGGAGAGCUUGACGCUCCAGUAAACUGUGUAGAAAGUGCGGUUUGUGUCGUCGAGGUCCGGUAUUGGCAGGCGGGGCUGCUUAGGAAGCGCCAGGCAAUCUAAGCCAUGCAGGUUGCAAGAAGAUUAGGGGGCGGUCAUUAAAUAGAUUAAUAUGAUAUUAAGAAGUAGUUGUGAGGAUGUACCUUAUGAACAACCGAAUCGCUCGCGGGCAGCGGCACGUCAUGACGCGAUCAAUGCUGAUUGUCCAGAUUGUAAAGACCACAUUGAUAACUCUGUCGAUAAGGUACCUUAUUU
Messenger RNA from Klebsormidium nitens, 973 nucleotides. The record is from the annotation of a GenBank genome assembly. Lineage: Eukaryota; Viridiplantae; Streptophyta; Klebsormidiophyceae; Klebsormidiales; Klebsormidiaceae.